GACUUCCCUUUAUUCUGCCAAGACGCAGACUGUCCCCAGGACUAGGCCAUAAAAAAUGCCCUCUCCCCAGAAACAUCCCACAGGGAGAGAGCAGCAUUGGGCUCGUUGAGGAGGAGCCAUCAGUGAGUAAACUGAUUACACUCACAGGCAUUUAUUAGGCGCUUACGAAGGGCCUGGCGUUUUGCAGGCAGUUGCCGGCCAGAAAAAAGAGGGCUUGAAUUGGAGUAGGGGGAGCGCGCCAGAUCUCCGCAGUCCCUGCAGAGAGCCGAAAUUCCCCAGGACUUGUGCCCUGGUAGCGUCGGGAGACCUCAGCCUCGGAAAACCAGCCUGCCUGGGAAUCAAUCAGGUCAAGAAAUUUCACAGGUGUGGACAGGGAAUUUAGGCACCCCCUGCCCUCCAAGCUACCACCGCCAUGGUGCCCUGGGAAGAGCCAGAACGGCUGGUAUGGCGCCCAGAAGCAGUGCCCGCAGUGCCUGUGGGGUUGGAAAUAAAGAUGGGUGCCCUGGUAGUGCUGCUGGUGCUCACCUUGUUUUGCAGCCUGGUGCCCAUCUGUGUGCUUCGACGUCCCAGUGCCAACUUUGAGGCCUCAGCCUCCAGAAAGAAAAUCCUGAGCCUGGUGAGCUGCUUUGCAGGUGGUGUUUUUUUGGCCACCUGUCUUUUGGACUUGCUUCCAGACUACCUGGCUGCAAUAGAUGAGGCCUUGAGUGCCCUACGAAUCACACUUCAGUUCCCGCUACAGGAGUUCAUUCUUGCCAUGGGUUUUUUCCUGGUUCUGGUGAUGGAGCAGAUUGUGCUAGCCUACAAAGAGCAGUCGGGGCCCCUUCCAAGAGAGGAGACUCGAGCACUGCUGGGCACAGUGGGCAAUGCCCCUCCCCACUGGCAUGAUGGCCCUGGAGCUGAAGGAACUUCUACUCCUUCAGCUUUACGGGCCUGUGUCCUGGUCUUUUCACUUUCCUUACACUCAGUAUUUGAAGGCCUUGCGGUAGGCCUGCAGCGAGAGCGAGCCCGGGCAAUGGAGCUAUGUCUGGCACUGCUCUUGCACAAAGGGGUCCUAGCUGUCAGUCUGUCCCUACGGCUACUGCAGAGCCGGCUUCGGGGUGGAGUGGUGGCAAUUUGUGGGGUCCUUUUCUCCUGCAUGACACCAUUGGGUAUUGGGCUGGGGGCUGCACUAGCAGAGUCAGCAGGACCUCUGCACCAGCUGGCCCAAUCAGUGCUAGAAGGCAUGGCGGCAGGUACCUUCCUCUAUAUCACUUUCUUGGAGAUCUUGCCCCAAGAAUUGGCUGCUUCUGAGCAGAGGAUCCUCAAGGUCAUCCUACUUCUAGCUGGUUUUGCCCUGCUCACUGGUCUGCUUUUUAUUCGUGUUUGAAUGACCUCUGAGGGAUGGGGGGUGGGUCAGAUGCUCCUGGAGCUUCUUUAGAAAAGAGUAAGUGGGAGCUUUGGGAGUGCAUACGAUGGGGAUUGGGGAGGUGCAGUGGAUUGGUGGGUGUUGUAGACAGGACCCUGGAGAAUGACCAGUAGAACAUGAGACAAAGAACAAAGAUAAAGAUAAAACUCCCUGGGAAUGUGGGGGGAAGUGUAGAGGGGAGGAAAAAAAAACUAGAAAAACACUAGACAGGUCAAACAAGGACAUGUGAACAGAAGA
Sarcophilus harrisii (Tasmanian devil) is the source of this 1642-nucleotide messenger RNA. It is a transcript of the gene SLC39A1, whose product is annotated as solute carrier family 39 member 1. The transcript has 4 exons. Gene Ontology annotation, biological process: zinc ion transmembrane transport. Gene Ontology annotation, molecular function: zinc ion transmembrane transporter activity. Lineage: Eukaryota; Metazoa; Chordata; Mammalia; Dasyuromorphia; Dasyuridae. The record is from RefSeq and is a predicted model, not a curated record. Gene Ontology annotation, cellular component: plasma membrane. The coding region runs from base 413 to 1366 and encodes 317 amino acids.